Acytostelium subglobosum LB1 is the source of this 4692-nucleotide messenger RNA. RefSeq lists its product as hypothetical. Gene Ontology annotation, cellular component: membrane; intracellular membrane-bounded organelle. Gene Ontology annotation, molecular function: lipid carrier activity; ABC-type transporter activity; ATP hydrolysis activity. The transcript is spliced from 3 exons. The record is from RefSeq and is a predicted model, not a curated record. Gene Ontology annotation, biological process: transmembrane transport; sorocarp morphogenesis; lipid transport. Lineage: Eukaryota; Evosea; Eumycetozoa; Acytosteliales; Acytosteliaceae. The coding region runs from base 1 to 4692 and encodes 1563 amino acids.
AUGAUCAUGGGUAUUGUCAAGUCAUUCACUCCGGACUAUGACCUCUACCACACUUCCCCGCUGGCCGCGGAGAUGGGUCCACGCGAUCGCCUGCUGUUUGGACCAACGCCACUCACCACCGAUCAAACACAAAUCAUGGAGCUGCUCAAGACAAGGAUUGCCGUCACCAAUGGAUGGACGAUGGACGAGACCAACAACUAUUUCCUGCCAUUCUCCAACUCAACCGUUAUGGAUGGCUUCUUUGCCAACAACUCCAAGUCGGUCAUUGGCGCAGUCUGGUUCAACGGCACAUAUCCAGCCACCGCCGCUAACCCAUUCCAAUACUCCAUUCGUCUCGACGCCGAUGAGGUGUCUCGCACUGACAAGACAUUUGGCGGCAGCUCUGACGACUCGCUGAAAUACAUCAAGGACUCCUUCGAGACGAUCCAGGUGGCAAUGGACGAGGCCAUCAUGAACUUCUAUGGUCUGAACAACACAAUCACAAUGACGAGCAAGCGUUACCCCAACCCAUUCACCGCUGGCUGGCAGGCAUGGAACGAGGGACGUGACAGCAUCUUCAAGAAUGCCGGUGGUGUCUUCAUCUCUGCCGCUCUACUUAUGUUUGCCUUCCGUCUUGUCACUGACCUGGUCAUGGAGAAGGAGACCAAGAUCCGCGAGGGAAUGAAGAUGAUGGGUAUGAUGGAUCUGCCCUACUUCCUCUCAUGGCUCAUCACAUCCCUGAUCAUCUGUAUCCCAGUGACCCUUAUGAUUGCUGCCAUCGUCAAAGGUUCAAUGGUAGUCUACCAUACCUCAUGGUUAGAUAUCAUCUUUGUAUAUCUCCUGUACACUCUUACUCUCGUCCUCUUGGGAUUCAUUGCAAGUGUAUUCUUUGAUCACUCCAAGUUCGCUGGAAUCCUUGUGUUCUUUGGUCUUCUUGUUAUCUCUGUCAUUGGUAUCUUCAUUGCCAAGGCCAACAUGUCCAAGUAUGUCAAGCUACUUUUGUCUCUAAUGUCACCAGUUGGUCUUGCCUGUGCCAACUACCACAUGGCCGUCCAAGACCUCACAGACCUGGAUCCAAUGCCAGCCAACACAACCACCUCAAAGGACAUCAUUGGACUGAUGUGUGUAGAUAUUGUAUUAUAUACUUUGUUAUAUUGGUACUUGAACAAUGUGAUUGCUGGCGAGUUUGGAACUGCCAAGCCAUGGAACUUCUUGUUCAAGAGCUCAUACUGGUUCCCAACCAAGGACCACGAGCUGAUCGAUGUCGAGUCCUACGGCAGCAAUGAGGACGUCGAGGGCAUCCCCCUGGACCUCAAGCGCGCCGCCACCGUCUCCAUCCGCAACCUCAGAAAGGAGUUCUACACUGGUGACGGUGUCCGUGUUGCCGUCGACGGUCUCUCGCUCGACAUGUACCCCGACCAGAUCCACGCCUUCCUCGGACACAACGGUGCUGGCAAGUCCACCACCAUCGGUAUGCUCACCGGUCUCCUGCCACCAACUGAUGGUGACGCCUUUGUCCAGGGCUACUCAAUCCAGCGCCAGAUGAACAGUGUCCGCCGCACACUUGGUGUGUGCCCACAGCACGAUAUCAUCUGGAAGGAGCUCACUGUGCUUGAGCACUUCAAGAUCUACGCCGCCCUCAAGGGUGUUCGCGGUAAGGACAUUGCAGUCCAAGCCGACAAGAUGUGUGACGAGGUUGGCCUUGGCGAAAAGAAGAACGCCCCAUCUGGCACCCUCUCUGGUGGCCAGAAGCGCAAGUUGUGUCUUGGUAUCGCAUUCAUUGGCCGCAGUGAGGUGAUCUUCCUGGACGAGGUGACCAGUGGCAUGGACCCACUGUCGCGUCGUGGUGUCUGGGACUUCUUGCUCAAGUACAAGCAGGGAAGAACCAUCAUCUUGACCACUCACUUCAUGGACGAAGCCGACUUCCUCGGCGACAGAAUCGCAAUCAUCUCUCAUGGCAAGCUUCGUUGUGACGGCAGCAGCCUGUUCCUCAAGAAGAAGUUUGGCAUUGGUUACCUGCUCACGAUGGCCAAGAUCGCCAACUCCUGCAACACUGAGGGUGUCACCAACUUUAUCCACCAGUACAUCCCCGAGGCCGUCGUUCUCUCGGAUGCCGGCACUGAGCUGUCCUUCCGUCUGCCCACAUCCAGCGUCGACCAGUUCGUCCCAUUCUUCAUGGAGCUCGACCAGCAAAAGGCCUACCUUGGCAUUGGCAACUAUGGUAUCUCUGUGACUACCAUGGAGGAGGUGUUCCUGCGUAUUGGCCAAGAGUCCCAGGGCGGCCAGUUCAGUCUCACCGCCAACCAGAACCGUAACGAAGAGGUCAUCAAGAAGGCCAUCUCGACAUCAACCACCGGCACCACAUGGCGCCAGCAGAUGAAGGGUCUGAUCAUCAAGCGUUUGAUCACAUCGUACAAGGAUCUCAAGACAUUCCUGCUCACAGUGUUCCUUCCAAUCAUCCUGAUCGCAUGCUCCAUUGUCAUCUACAAGAAGAUGAGAAUCGAGGCCGACUACUUCAACAACAUCACCACGCCACUCACCUUCUCCAUGUCCACAUUCGGCCCCGACAACAAGGUCUACGUCAACACCAUCGACGGUAAUCUUGCCGGUCUGUCCGCCUCACCCUUUGCCUCUCAACUCCAGUCGAUGCCCGUUGGCACCAACCUCGAAGACUACCUCAAGACGCACUACAACUCUUCAGCUGGCUCCCUCAACUUCACUAGCGAGGUGGCCGCACAGCAACUCGAGUACAACGUCUACUUCAACAAGGGCUCGCUGCACUCGAUCCCCACCCACGUCAAUCUGGUCCACGACGCCCUGUUGCGCCAACACAACGGCAUCGGUAUCGCCACAACCAACGCUCCAUUCGCUCACGUUCUCACUGCCAUCGAGGCAGCCGUCUCCUCUGUUGACAUGAACGCCGUCGUCUACUUCAACAUGUUGUUCAUCGCUGGCUACGGUCUGAUGGUCGCGUCAUUCGCCGCCAACAUGUGUGUUGAGCGUGUCACCAACAUCAAGCGUCUACUCUACAUCUCUGGCUGCAAGAAGCACAUCUACUGGCUGGCCAACCUCUUCUGGGACUACACCCUCUCGAUACCUGUCGUGUUCAUUGUUUCUGGUGUCCUGGCUGGCGUCGAGACCAAGUACGCUGAUCAGUUUGGCAUCAUCCUCAUCGGCCAGAUCCUCUUCUGUCUUGGCUGUAUCCCACUCAGCUACCUCCUGUCCUACCGCUACAACACCCACGGCAAGGCCAUUGGCGCCAUCUUUGGCAUCCAGUACGGCAUAGCCCUUGUGAUGAUCAUUGCCAGCAUCAACAUGCGUAUCCAGAUGGUCAUCAACCAGUCCGAGGGUCUGCAGCUCGCCUGUGACAUAGUCGACUAUGUCUUCUACAUAGUCUCGCCAUUGUACGCCCUGGGCCGUAUCAUGGUCAUGUGCGUCAACUUCCCAGGCACCAUGCGUCUUGGCCAGUGGACCAUCACCAACUAUUGGGACGUCAAGAUCACUGGCGCACCCUUGCUCUUCCUCGUUGGCCACGCCAUCGUCUGGACCACAUUGAUCCUCGUGUUGGACUACUUCCCCGAGAUCAGAGGCAGAAUGAAGAACCCCAAGAACACCGCCUCGCCACAGCCACCCGCCGACGAGGACACUGAUGUUGCCGCUGAGCGCAUGCGUCUUGGAGGCCACCACGCCACUGAUGAUGUACUCGUCAUGAGAGAUCUCCACAAGCUGUUCCCAGCCAAGGGCAAGCACCCAGACAAGAUCGCUGUUCACAACACUACCCUUGGUAUCCCCCGUGGCCAGACAUUCGGUCUGCUCGGAAUGAACGGUGCUGGCAAGACAACCACACUCUCGAUGCUCUCUGGCGACAUCUCACCAACUGCCGGCUCAGCCACCAUCAAUGGCUUCGACCUCAUCUCCCAACGCUCCAACGCUCUUCAUUCAAUUGGCUCGUGUCCUCAGUUCGACGCCCUGAUCCCCCUGUUGAGUGGCCGCGAGCAACUCUACUUGUACUGCCGCAUCAAGGGUAUUCCCGAGGAUCUCAUCCCAACCACAGUCGAAGCAUUCAUCACAAUGAUGGACCUCGAGGGAUUGGCCAACACCAACGUCGGUGGAUACUCAGGCGGCAACAAGCGUAAGCUGUCACUGUCCGUGGCCAUGAUUGGAAACCCAUCAGUUGUGUUCCUGGACGAGCCAUCAACUGGCUGCGACCCACAGGUUCGCCGCUUCAUGUGGAACGUCAUCUCUGAGCUCGGCGCCAACAAGGUUAUCAUCAUCACCACUCACUCAAUGGAGGAGUGCGAGGCCCUUUGCCAGCGCAUCUCAAUCAUGAAGGAUGGCAAGUUCACCUGUUUGGGUUCCAACCAACACAUCAAGUCCAAGUUUGGCAGCGGCUACUCGCUGGACUUCAAGAUAAAGAAGGAAUACCUGGACACUGCCGCCGACAUCAUCGGUCGCACAUUCCCAGGCAUCGAGCUGCUCGAUAGCCACGACCUCAUCCUCAACUUUGAGUUACCAAGCAAGUACAGCGGACACUCUGUCAAGGUGUCUGAGAUCUUCAAUGUAAUCCAGCAGCAGUUGCACUUCCUGGUCGAGGAUUACUCCGUCAGCCAGACCUCUCUCGAGCAAGUGUUCCUCAAGCUUACCUCUGCCACCUACGAAGCUCGUCUCAAUCAAUUGUCCGAGUCCCAACAGAACGCUCAAAUACCUCUAUAA